Molecule: messenger RNA, 3764 nt
Organism: Oreochromis niloticus (Nile tilapia)
Lineage: Eukaryota; Metazoa; Chordata; Actinopteri; Cichliformes; Cichlidae
Product: mucin-2
Exons: 25
Coding region: 73-3648 (1191 amino acids)
Cellular component (GO): extracellular matrix
Molecular function (GO): protein binding
Source: RefSeq, a predicted model, not a curated record
UACUACUGCUUGUUUAAUCAAGAGAUACGGACGACGAAGCAAAUACAGUAUCAUACUUGUGGAAGGGAUCAAAUGUCUACUCAAAGCGUGUUUUCCACAUCACGGCAAAACAAUGAUACUGUUCAAAGAGGGUGGGAGAAAAAAAAUAACCAAACUCAAUAUAAAGGGCCAUUGCCCACUGUAUUACUAUCGUUCUUCGUUGACAGCGAGCCCACAGUGGCAACAAUGACGUGGAGAGUUGUGUGGUUGUGUUUCCUUGCUUUUUGGGUUGCCAAUGUCAUUGACAUCGAAGCCAAACCAGUUUACAAGAGUACAUGUAGCACAUGGGGCAGGAAGCACUUCAAGACAUUUGAUGGUGAUGUAUACCAGUUUCCUGGUAUGUGUGAAUACACGCUGGUCUCAGACUGCAACAAUUCCCCAAAGGAGUUCUCAGUGGACAUAAAAAGGAAAGAGAAUGAAGGAAACUCUACAAUAAGUUUUGUGGUGGUGGACAUUAAAAAUAUUUAUUCCUUUAACCUCAGCAAGGAUUUGGUCACUCUGAAUGACCAGAGUGUCAAAAUGCCAUACUACCAGGCCGGAAUACAACUGGAAAAAAAUGACUUUUACAUCAAGCUCCACACAAAAGUUGGCAUCACUGUCAUGUGGUACAACAAUGCAGUCAUGGUGGAAAUUGGUGAUGAAUAUGUUAAUCGCACUUGUGGACUUUGUGGAAAUUUCAAUGGCAAUUCAGACUACAAUGACUUCAGUGAUGAAGUUCAACAAAUCAGCCCCAUUAAGUUUGGCAAGAAAUGGAGAACCCCUCGUCCAAAUGAUAACUGUGAGGACCCCAAUGAAGAGGCAGAUACAUCACUGGAGACUGAGAAUGUGACAGAGGAGUGCGAGGAGUUUGAAAACAUCUGCAAAGACUUCUUUGAAGACGAAUCUUGGAGCUCCUGCACCGAUCAGAUUGACCCUGAGCCUUACAUUAAAGCCUGUAUGCAGGAUAUGUGCCGCUGUAGCAAUACAAAUGACUCCUGUGUCUGCAGCACAUACUCUGAGUUCUCUCGACAGUGCUCCCAUGCUGGGGGAAUACCUCCCAACUGGAGGACUCCUGGGUUGUGUGCUAAACACUGUCCGCCCACCAUGGUAUAUGAUGAGUAUGGGUCUCCUUGCAUCGAUACCUGCAGAUUCCCAGACACAAGUUUACUUUGUGAAGAUCACAAUAUAGAUGGCUGCUUCUGUCCUCCUGGAACUGUGUUUGAUGAUGUUUCCAUGAGGGGAUGUAUUCCUCGUUCUGACUGUCCGUGCAAACAUGACAAAAUCUAUGAGUCCAAUGAGGUUUACCAAGAGCAGGGAAAAAACUGUACAUGUUUUGCAGGUAAAUGGUCUUGUGAGAGUCUUCAAAUGCAUGCUACAUGUUCAGUUGAAGAGGGUUCACACAUAACCACCUUUGAUGGGAAAGACUUCACCUUCCAUGGAGACUGUUUCUACACUCUGGCUAAAGUGGAAAGCAAGGAUUAUCUGAGCCCAAAUUUUACCAUUCUGGUCCAUUUGACACAAUGUUCAGAUCACCAGUACGACACUUGUCUCAAGACCUUGAAAAUUCAGCUGAACAGUGACAAAAACAAUGCCAUAAUUUUCACCUCUGAAGGCAGAGUGAAGAUGAAGAAUGGACAGGAGGUCACUUUGCCUUAUGACUCAGGAGACAUCAGUAUAUUCCAUGCUUCAUCCUUUCACAUCAUGCUCCAGACAAGCUUUGGUUUACAAAUUCAGAUCCAGCAUGUGCCUCUGAUGCAAGUCUAUGUCAGUCUGGAGCAGAGCUACAGAGAAAAGACACGUGGUUUAUGUGGGAAUUACAACAUGAUCCAAUCUGAUGACAUGAAGACUCCUCAGGGCAUGGUGGAGGGAAAAGAAGGAAGUUUUAGUAAUUCUUGGAAAACUGACUAUACAUGCAAAGAUGGACAAGGACGACUUGAUGACCCUUGCUCUCUUAGCAUGGAAAAUGAAAAGUAUGCCAAGCACUGGUGCGCCUUGCUACGACAGUCAAAUAGUACCUUUGCACGGUGCCAUUCUGUGAUGGAUCCUGAGAUUUACUACAAGCGAUGUAUUUAUGCUAGCUGUAACUGUGAGAAGAGCGAGGACUGCCUGUGUGCUGUUUUCUCCUCCUAUGCAAGAGCUUGUGCAUCAAAGGGAGUGUUCUUGACAGACUGGAGAAAGGAUGCAUGCAACAAACACACUAAGAACUGCCCAAAAUCUCAGACCUUCUCUUACAUACAUCAGAGAUGCCAGCUGACUUGCAGAUCACUGAGCUCAAAGGAGCAGAGCUGCACCUCUGAUUUCUUACCUGUGGAUGGCUGUUCCUGCGCUGAGGGUCACUACCUACAUGACAACAGCAUGUGUGUUCCCAAAGCAAAGUGUCCCUGUUAUCAUAAUGAAGAAACCAUUGAACCAGAGAAGACCAUCAGCAUCAGAGAUGACCAUUGCGUGUGCACUGAUGGAGUUCUUCAUUGCGAUCCUCGGGCAGCUGGCUCUUUAACAUGCCCUUCUCCAAAAAAAUACUUCAACUGCUCCAUUGCAGACGUAGGAGAUGUUGGACUGCAGUGUGCUCGAACUUGUUUAAAUCUUGACAAUGAAUGCGAUGCCACUGAGUGUAAAUCUGGCUGUCUCUGUCCCAGAGGCCUUGUCAAUGAUGGUAAAGGUUCCUGUGUAAAAGAAAAUCAAUGUCCAUGUCAGCAUGGCGAGAAACUUUAUUCCAGUGGAGACAAAAUUGAUGUGAAAUGCAACACCUGUACCUGCAGAAGUGGCAAAUGGGAAUGCACAAGCAAUAAAUGUCCAGGAACCUGUAUUAUUACUGGAAGUAGACACUACAUUACAUUUGAUCAGAAAGCAUAUGAGUUUCAAGGACUGUGUCCCUAUGUUGCUGUCAUGAAUAACUGCGACAAUAAAACAGCUGAAGAGAACUUUAGAAUUAUCAUAGAAAAUGAGAUGUGUGAAUCUUCAAACACCAUAUGUUCCCGAAAGAUCAAGAUCCAGCUGGGGAGAAAGGAAAUCACACUAUCAAAGGAUAAAUAUGAAGAGGAUGAAAGUUUUCAAAAUGAUAAUGAGAUCUGGUACACCAAAAGAAAGUUUGGUUUCUAUCUGUUCAUCGAAUUUAACAUUGGUCUGACAUUUGUAUGGGAUCACAAAACAAAUCUUCACAUCCAUCUGGAACCACAGCACAGUGGUAAGGUGUGCGGCCAAUGUGGAGAUUUUGAUGGUAAUGCACAGAAUGACUUCACCACCCAGGGUCAGCUGAUAGUGAGCAAUCCUCUAGAAUUUGCAAACAGCUGGAAAGCAUCCAGCAAUUGCCCAGAUGUGAAAACUAAUCUUGACACUUGUACAUCAACAUCCAGACUAACCUGGGCAAGAAGAAAGUGUAAUAUUAUAAAAGAGCCAGGAUUCAAAGAGUGCCAUAAUAAGAUAGAUCCUCAUCAAUAUUAUGAAAACUGUGUCAGAGAGACAUGUGGCUGCGACACUGGCGGAGACUGUGAGUGUUUCUGCACAGCGGUUAAAAAUUAUGCUCAGGCGUGUGCUGAGGCUGGUGUUUGUGUUGCAUGGAGAACUCCAGAGAUCUGUCGCACUGAAAAAUGGAGUACAUCUGAAACUACCUUAUUCACAGUAUGGUGUUAAGAUCACGAAUUCAGGAUUUGACUUGGUUUUGGAGAUCCCAUUACUAGAAGUGGUCAUUACAUUCGGAAGAACUGGCUUCAGUGUUAAUCUUCCAUAUAAAUAUUUUGGCAAAAACA